AUGAAGAUAGCAUCGCAACUCCUCGAGAGCUCUCUAAAGAUGGUGGCCGAUUGCAAGCUUGAUGAGAUCUGGCUUGAGGAUUUUGAUGACGAAAGUUGGGAAAUGGAAGCCCCGUAUAAUUUUCUUUUCCACCAUAGGAAGAAACUCCAGGAAUUCGCAUCAUGCGAUCCAACCAGGGGCCAGGCAGUCAAGCAUCUUCUCGACUACUUGGAAGAGAACUUCGGGGCAGAGUUUGCAGGGGCUGACGACGAGUUCAUGAGAGGGGUUGUCACUGAGGCAAGUAUUGAGAAGCUCUUCAGGCCCAACCAGACGGUGGUUUCAGAAAAUGACAAAGGAGUUACGAGUGCUUAUAUACUGGACGAGUGGCCAGUAAAAAAAGCAAAUCAGCUCUUGUUUUCGGGUUGGCAUUGGGCGUACGGCGGCAGACAACUUGAUCGAAAGCCUUGGUAUUCCAAGAUUGACUUGGUUCCCUUCAAAGGCAACUUCGAACGACCGUUAUCGAAACUUCAAGUUGUCCCAGCUCAGUAUGCAGAUGAAAACCUCUUGGCGAUGUUGCAACGGCGAGGCGAGAAGUUCUGGAGCAUGAGGAACCAGUCAUUCGUUUCUUACAAUGGCUGGGACCAGCAUCACGACUAUUUCUAUUCGAAAGAGAGAUUCAUGGUUGACAUGUCUACUUAUUCGAAGCUGCAUCCUCGACCGCGUCCAAAUGCAUUCAUGCCGGGAAUUAGACCGCCUGUGCCAAGUGAGAUUUCAGACUUUGACGACAAUCCCCGGGUAAUCAGGCAAGAUGAGGAUUUGGAUGAGAGACAGGUGAUGAUCCUUCCUGCGCACACGUACGGUUACAGCCUGCGAGAGAAGAAAUGGGUCUCGUUGAGCAUCGCGCAAACGGAAUCUAUCGCAUGGAACAAGAAAGCAUUUGAUCGACUGGUGCUACAACCCGAUACGAAACGGUUACUCCGAGCGCUGAUCAAUGUUCGGAUGUCCAACACCAAGAAGAUGGAUGACCUUGUCAGCGGGAAGGGCAAUGGUUUGAUCAUGUUGCUGCAUGGAAGCCCAGGAACGGGCAAAAGCCUUACAGCUGAAAGCGUUGCUGAGUACGCCGAGAAACCACUAUAUCGCGUAACAUGUGGAGAUAUUGGAACAGAACCCACGGCCGUUGAGAAAUAUCUUGAAACCGUGUUGUAUCUGGGCAAGAUAUGGGACUGUGUGCUCCUUCUGGACGAGGCAGAUGUCUUCUUGGAAGAACGGACUGUAUCUGAUCUGACAAGAAACAGCUUGGUGUCAAUAUUCCUCAGAGUUCUCGAAUACUACGAGGGUAUCAUAAUCCUCACGUCGAACCGCGUCGGAACGUUCGAUGAAGCUUUCCAGUCCCGGAUCCGAGUCGCACUUCAUUACGAGCCCCUGACGAAAAAGUUUCGAAAGGCAAUCUGGAGCAACUUUUUCGAGAUGCUGACUGAAGAUCAAGACGAUAUCAACGUCGACAUUAGGAACAUGGAAGGUCGGCUCGAGGAACUGGCGGACUACAAGAUGAACGGUCGCCAGAUACGUAAUAUCGUCCUUACGGCCCGUCAGCUCGCGAUGGAAGAAGGGGAGAGCUUGGAGUGGAAACAUCUCAGCCAGGUCCUGACGCUGUCGAGAAAGUUCAACGAGUAUUUGGAGAAGGUCAAGGGGCACAGUAACGAGGAUUGGGCGGUGUCUCAGCAGAUUCGAUGA
Messenger RNA from Colletotrichum karsti, 1713 nucleotides. RefSeq lists its product as uncharacterized. Gene Ontology annotation, molecular function: ATP binding; ATP hydrolysis activity. The record is from RefSeq and is a predicted model, not a curated record. Bases 1 to 1713 code for a protein of 570 amino acids. Lineage: Eukaryota; Fungi; Ascomycota; Sordariomycetes; Glomerellales; Glomerellaceae. The transcript is spliced from 6 exons.